This is a messenger RNA of Erythranthe guttata (spotted monkey flower), 708 nucleotides long. Its product is annotated as NDR1/HIN1-like protein 1. Gene Ontology annotation, cellular component: plasmodesma; plasma membrane. Lineage: Eukaryota; Viridiplantae; Streptophyta; Magnoliopsida; Lamiales; Phrymaceae. The record is from RefSeq and is a predicted model, not a curated record. Gene Ontology annotation, biological process: defense response to other organism.
ACCACCACCGCCGCCGCCGCAACAUGACGGCCAAGGACUGCGGCCACGACGAAGACAACCGAAAAAAGCUCUACCGCCGCCUCUUCGCCGCCGCCCUCGGCUUCACAGCCGCCGUCCUCUUCACAAUCCUCCUAGUAUGGCUAAUCCUCCGCCCCGCCAAGCCCCAUUUCAUCCUCCAGGACGCCACCGUCUACGCCUUCAACCUCACCGCCACAAACCUCCUCACCGCCAGCUUCCAAAUCACCCUCUCAUCCCGAAACCCUAACGGCAGAAUCGGCAUCUACUACGACAAAAUCGACGUCUACGCCGCCUACCGCAGCCAGCAAAUCACCAUCCCCACCCUCCUGCCGCCGUCCUACCAGGGCCACAAGGACACCACCGUCUGGUCGCCGUUUCUCGGCGGGGGCGCCGCCGUCCCCGUGGCGCCGUACCUCGCCGCUUCUCUGAAAGAGGAUGGGUCGUCGGCGGGGACUGUGAUGGUCAACGUCAGAGUUGACGGCAGGAUCAGGUGGAAAGUGGGGAGUUUCGUUUCCGGGAAGUACCGUCUGAACGUGAAUUGUCCGGCUUAUAUAAAUUUCGGUGAGAAGAAAAACGCCGCCGCUGUUGGGGCGGCGAUCAAGCGUCAGCUGAUUAUGGACUGCAACGUUGAUGUUUGAGCUCUAGCUGUACUGUAGUGGUGUUUUAAUAAUAAUUUAAUAUUCCUUUAAU